Messenger RNA from [Torrubiella] hemipterigena, 3118 nucleotides. Lineage: Eukaryota; Fungi; Ascomycota; Sordariomycetes; Hypocreales; Clavicipitaceae. The record is from the annotation of a GenBank genome assembly.
GUCGCAUGCUUCACCAGCUUUCCGCACACUCUACCGCCUUCGACACUUUCUUUUCGUUGCGCAAUGUCUUUACCCAUAAAAUCAUGCUAGCAGUUCAAUCCAUAUGCUCCGAUUCGCACAUGGGAGACUUGGGAGGCGGCGCCCGAAAGUAGGGGCCGCCUUGAACUUGCUUCCAAUUGUUCGAUAUUAUAGCCAUAAUCAACCGCUUAAUAGAACGCCCGCAACGCGGCCAGGUCACAGGCCGAACGGGACGUCAUGGAACAACCCGCGAACAGAUCCGUCCCAGCUAGGUCACGCGAAGCGACAGCAAUACUCAACGGCCCACGAGCCGUUGACAGACUCAUAUAACAUUACAUCACGAUAUAAAAUAACGAAUGAUAACCCAGAUGCGGCAUGGGACCAACCAGAGGGGUUAUCACCUUUCGAACUCAGCCAAGAUCCUUCGCUAGGCGUCGAUACUGUAGCGCAACACGAUAUACACAAGCAAAAAAGGCCGACAAGGCGAUACAAAACAAGACGGAAGAAUUUAUCAGAAUACAGAGCCAAUGGAAUGAGAGCAUUGGAGCUUGCGCUCGGAACAACCGGAGCCGAGCUUAGAGAUCGACUGGCGCAAUCAAAAGAUCGACGACUGCCAAUGGUCCUCCUGAGACUCUUGUUUAAAGAACAAAUAAGCAAAAAGGAAGACGGGCAAAAUCCAGCAGAUUCUAGCCAAGAGGCUAGAUGGGAGGAACGCAGUCUCGAAAAACUCAAAGAAAUUGGUUUCACAACUGCCGACAUUGGCUUCUACAUUCGCAUAUUGCAGGGCCCGACUGAUGAGGAGCGCUGCCGAAUAAUGCUUUCCGAAGACGCUUGCGUUCCUGCUUUUCUAUUCAUGUUUUUGAUCCGCCGAGAAGCCGAGCUGCAUGAUGCGACUCUUAUAAGCCAGCUACUCGACUAUUGCCAACAGCAUUACUGUGCCGAUGGUGUGCAUACCCAAACCAAUGCCAUAGUGACAGACGACCCGAAUUCGAGCGCAGCCCUGAGCCGACUGAUACCAAACGAAUUUGAAGAUACAAUAUCACUCUUCUCAAGUCAUUGUCAGCGCACGGAUGCUAGACUAAGCUUGAAGGUGGCGGACCUGCUAUCCGACUACAUACAACAUUUCGUUGACGACGAGCAUGCUGAGAAGGGCUACCACACACAAUGCCGUCUUUUCAACUCAGGUCUUACUUGCCUCAGGCCACAGUCUAACAAAAAGAGUGUGCGCCGAGCAUCACCGAAUGCUUACUUCUGGGAGGCCCAACGAAGACUUCUCUCCAUGUCAGCUAGUCUUUCUCGGCCGCUGCUUGUCAACGGAAGCGGAUUUCGGGCAAUUCGCGAGGUCCUAGCCGGUCUGCCAAAGAACCACAAUGAAGUCCGUAGCUCAAUACGUCAUGCUCCUACUUGGCCACCAUACUUACGGCCAGGAGACGGCAUGGAUGAAAAUACGUAUCUUGAGGACAACUGGAGCAGAGCUGUCGGAGCUGGCAUGCUGAUGCAGGAAGCUGGGUAUAGUAAGACGGAACACGACGAAGCGUUAGACACAUUGCAAGGGAUGGCGCCAGAUGGCACACCGACAAUUCAACAACGUAUUACGGUAGAGAAUGGACGUCAACUCGGACUUUGGGAGGCAUCCAUCAAGGCCACUCGAAACUCCCAGGAGGCCUGGGAUAGAUUUCAGCACCCGCCAAGAGAAGGGAUGGAACCCGGCGCGAACGAGUACGCAGCCAUGUUUGAGAAACUAAGCUUGCGUGACAAGCCGGAAAAUAGUAAGGCACUAGCUGGAGACAAAGCAUACAACUUUCCAACUGCAGGCCGACUGAACUUGGCCGAGUUUGAACGAGCUCGUCUUCUACCUCCGAGCGUGGAUGAGCUGUACAAGCAGAUGCGAAUGAAUCAUGUGCGACCAAACAGCCGCUGCCUCAAUAUUCUUGUUGCACACGCACCGUCUCUAGAAAUGGCAAACAAGUACCUUUACGACAACGCCAAGGGGUCACCUGUCAUACUCAACUUGAUCACAAAGCAGCCCGAGCCGGAGCCGCUUAAGAAGACGCCGUUUGGUUUAUUUGCAGCCUACAUCAACGUGCUAACUCAAGAAUCUCAAAAGGCAGGGAUUCAAAUCCGUCGAGCCAUCUACAUGACAGAGGCACGACUUAAAGGCGAGAAGUCUCGCUGGACGCCACACAUCUGGGGCAUCAUUCUGAAGAACCUCUCGCAGCAUCACUCUGCGAUGCGGUUUUCUGUCACGGAGCAGCUCAAAUUGCUACUUGUAGUUGCCGAUCGCAUUGAGGAAUGCCACCACAUGAAUGUUUCUACGUUUGGACAAUUUAAUAAGUGCAUAAAGAAAGUUAUGCGCCGGCAGUUGACGACAUGGUGGCGCAACCCUGCUUUGAAGAACAGGCCAUUGACAACGCUCUUCGUCCAGGACGCACAGGCCGAUGAAACCGAUAGAGGUGCAUCGCAUGACGAAUCGGCGCUUGCGGACAACGACAAAGUAACCGCCAUGGUGGCGCGGGCUGCUCGGCGAAUUAAAAUGGAUUUUAGCAAGCUGCGCAUGAAGGAAUCGCGCCACCAGCAGCACGUUGAAACAAGCAGCAUCUCGGUACUCGAAAGCACGCUGUGCAGGCUCGACCCUAUCACGGGCGAACAGGUCCACGACUACCUACUGGCGCUUGCGUACCUAGGCGAGCAUGACGAAAUGCACCGCGUGCUCUCGCUCAUGGCCGACGAGUGGAGCGAGCCAGAGCUGCUUGAGCAUCUAGAGUCGCUGGACGAGCAGCCUCCCGAGGCCGACUUCUUCGAGGCCCUGUGCGUGUACAGACUGUACGCCGAGCCGGCACUCGGCGGCAGCGGACUCCGCCAGGUGAUUGCAGAAAGGGGCCUCAGUUGGUCCUGGCCUGACGACGAGGACUUGGCAAUGUACGUGGACAUGAAGCAUGACGAAACGCUUGCCACAUUGCGGGAGAUUGUCGAGUGGGCAAGAGACCAGUGUACGAUUAUGGUGUAGAUUGUGUAUAUAUAUUUGGAUACCCGUGUGGCAUGUAUAUUAUAAUAUUUUGAACGCAAUUGAUCGACAUAUCGCCCUGUUUGUGAAGGUUGU